Molecule: messenger RNA, 1554 nt
Organism: Rodentolepis nana
Lineage: Eukaryota; Metazoa; Platyhelminthes; Cestoda; Cyclophyllidea; Hymenolepididae
Source: the annotation of a GenBank genome assembly
AUGUCUUGCGCGUCACCUAGACUACUGAGUUAUGGAAGGGAUUGGUCGUUGGCUGUGCCUGGAACCUACAAACCACACCUGCCGUUAGUGCGUUUAGCAGGUGUGAAGAAUUGCCUUAUGGUGAUGACGUCAAAGCAACAUCCUCGAAAGUGCACAAUGCUGGGGUCUAAUGGCAAGUCUUACGUCUUCCUGUUGAAGGGCCACGAGGAUACUCGUCAGGAUGAACGUGUCAUGCAGUUCUUCGGUCUUAUCAACACUCUUCUCAUGUCGCAUCCAGAUACACUUCGCAGAAAUCUCACGAUCGAACGGUUCUCGGUUAUUCCACUGUCAACCAACACUGGCCUCAUUGGUUGGGUACCCAACAGUGACACCGUCCAUAGUUUGAUUCGUGAGUAUCGUGACAAGACUGACAUCACUUUGAAUCAAGAGCAUCGUGAAAUGCUCCAUUUGGCUCCUGAUUUUGAUCGACUCAACCUUAGUCAAAAGACAGAGGUGUUUGAGGCUGGUCUCAGGGUUUCAAAUGGCAGAGAUUUGGCUAACAUACUGUGGUAUAAGAGUCACAACUCUGAAGUGUGGUUUGAGCGUCGAACGUCAUUUAUUCGCUCUCUUGCUGUCAUGUCAAUGGUCGGCUACAUUCUUGGUCUUGGUGAUCGGCACCCUUCAAAUCUGAUGCUCUGUCGUGAAACUGGGAAGAUAAUUCACAUCGAUUUUGGUGAUUGUUUUGAGGUGGCCAUGAUGCGUGAAAAGUAUCCCGAGAAAAUUCCCUUCCGUUUGACCCGCAUGUUAGUUGCCGCCAUGGAGGUAACUGGUAUCGACGGCACCUAUCGCCACACCUGUGAAACUGUCAUGCAACUCAUGCGCUCAAAUCGAGACAGUCUCCUCGCUGUCCUCGAAGCCUUUAUUCACGAUCCACUCUUGCAGUGGGUUCUCCUUGAUACUAAGAAACCCACUCUAGCUGGAAAUGGACAAGCUCCUGGUGCAGUAGUCUUACAGCAACAUCCAAAUUGUGGUGGCAGAAUCGUUCCAGGUCAACAGAUGCUUCCAGAAGCUUCUACAGCCAGAUACCCUCAACAAGUCUCAAAAGCGGCCCCUCAGCUACAAGGUGUUGGUGGAAGGAAUCCCACGAACCCUAUUAUUCCCUAUGUGUUUACAGAUCCCAACUAUCCAAGUAGUUUGUCUCUCAGGGACUGUCGACACAUUAACCCUUGGCGGCACCAUCUUUGCAAUGGCCCAUGGCUUGGGUGCUAUGAGACUGCCAAAGGAAUGCGACGGCAAACUGAGGCUGGCGCCAUCGUUUGUGAUCGCGUUGGAAUGCAGAACUUCAUCUUCUCUGCGAAACCACCAUCGGAAACAGAUAUGUACGACGACUUGCAAUCUGGCGGAAUGGGCAACGCUAGAGCUCGUGACGUUCUAAGCAGAAUUCGUCGAAAAUUGGAUGGGAAUGAAAAUGCAAUCCAGACAACUAUUCAGCAACAAGUGGAUGAUCUAAUUCGUGAAGCAACAUCUACCAGAAAUAUUAGUCAAAUGUACAUUGGUUGGUGCGCCUUCUGGUAA